AAACUAAAAUAAAACUAAAACUAAACUACUUACCAGAAAUAGGUGUGGCAGACGGCGGCAAAGUAACGAAGACGCACCAAAACUCUAUCUCCUUCUUCUCUCUCGAUUUUGUUUCUCUUUCUUGCUCUUCUGUGAGUUCUGUGAUUUACAGAACUGAAAGGGUUUAUGCCUGGAGGCACUUUCGGGCACUUUCAACGCACGUCAAAAGAAAAGUACUGAAACACCGAUUUUUCAUUUAUGGUGUUGGGAGUAUGUACAAACUUUCCCGAGAGGCCAUGCAAAGUUUCCUGUUGUUACUAAUUACUGCUUUGGAAAAUGGCAAACAUUGUCGAUGGUAACAUUUCAACAUCGGGAGAUGUGCCUAUUCCGAACGUUGUCGGGAGAAGUGCCCAUCCCUAACGUUUCUAUCGUUUCUAUCAUUAACGUCGGAAGAACUCCAAUUUUUUGUAAUGUCGUUCAUCAUCUUCUCCAAAAAAUAAUGGCGGAUGGAAUUUUUAGAAAUUGAAAAUAACCCAUUACCACCAAAACUUGGUUUUGCACUUCAGCACCACAAUCAAGAAGAUUUGACUGGAGGAGCGUGGCGUUUUCUGUAUGAGAAGCAGCUCACGGUAUGGGAAUAGAGAUGGCCACUGGAAGCACCAAUCCCUAUGCCAGUUAAGCACAUCCAAUCUCUCUGAAUCUCAACCCCAUCUUAAAUUUUAAACUUUCCUCGUGGAAGUGCAAUUGCCCUCCAUUAAUCUCCACUUCCCAUUGCUUCUCUUGCUUUUCCCGUUCAUUUUUGCAACAACCCAUUUCGGGUUCCAUUAAUUCCCUCAAGUUUAGGAUUUCGAUCGAAAAUUGUGGGUUGUUUUUCUUUUCUCCUUUCCUGGAUUCUUGUAAUUCUGAAACUUUCUAGAGAUCUCUGUUGAUGUUCGAUUUUAGCUCAGUGUAACUUAGGAUGAAUUGAGGGUUUGUUAAACGGUCUGGGAUUUUUGGGUCGGGACCGAGGUUUAGGGUUUUUAACUGAUCAUGAUCAUCAUCCUCUUGCUGUUAAUUCACACAUGUGAUCUGGCCGAGUAGUUUUGAUUCCUGGGUCUGUGUUUUUCCUUGGAGAUUUACUUCUUCAAGGGACUCAAUUGCUGCUCCACUGUUAAUUUGGUUCUGAUUUGAAAAAGUAACUUCAAGUGGGAAGUCAAAUCAAUGACAUCAUCUGGGUUUUGCUUAAUCUGUAUGCUUCAUUCUCUGAUUGCUUUAACUUGUGGAGCUUUAAUGAUGUUUUACUCCCACGAGGUUUAUGUCUUUGGCCAUGGCCCUGAAACCGCAAUCAAGCUGCAGGGAUCUAGUCCCCACGAUCAGCUUCUGAUAAAGACAUCUGAUUCUUUCUCUGGUUUGCUUCUCUUUACUGUUGGGUUACUUUUAUUCAUGGUGGCUUUUGUCAGAGAUAGAGAGUUUCAAAGCUUCUUUGCUAAAGGCUGCGUGUUGCUUCACUUAGGUAUGGCCAUAUGGAGAGUUUAUUUCGAGAGGAAGCUUGAGGAUCUCGCCCGGGAUUGGCCUCGACAGGUUGUUGGGGAUGUUACAUUGGCAUUGUCAUGGGUUUUCUUUCUUGUGUAUUCAUGGAGAGAAAAAUACGAUUAACUUCAAGUUUUACUUCUCUUUCAGCUGGUAUUAUUGUUUGAAAUUGUCAAUUAUGACUCUGCUUCUUAAUUAUGAUGAGUUUGAUAGAAAUUGAUAUUUGUUUUCGCUGGCUUUUGCUUCCAUUGUGUUUUAAGAAUAGGGGGUUCGGGGACUGGAAAGUGAGAUAGAAAUGGAAGAUCAAUUUGAUUAGUUACCAAGCUUGAAUUUCGUUUCUGUUCUGUGUCUGGAUAGAUAACACAUUCAUUUGUCUGGCUAUCUUCUACAAGAUUGUGGAUUGUACUAAAUGGCAUUUUGGACCAUGAAUAUGACCCCUGGAGUCGUAACAGAGGCAAGGAGCAACUCGUGGUAUACUUCUAGACAAAAUGAGAUAUUAAUAAACCAAUAUCUCAGCGACAGAAGAAAGUGUUUGAGACUGAGCAACUUGAGCGAUUCUAGAUUGGGGAAUGACUUUAAAUUUUAAAGAGAUUUUUCUAGGAAGCAUGUGAGUGAUGAUAAAAAAUGUGAAAGAAAUUGGGGUUUUCUUUUUGCAGAGUGAUGAUAAAACAUGCUAUGUGACACAUUUAGAUUGCUAAAGAAGUGGGCAAUUGGAAGUAUUGGAGCUAUCAAGUGCAGAAUCUUGGGUCUUAAUUGUUGUGCUAAAAUAUUUGAUUUCCAUCUCAGAUUGCGGAGUUUAUACAUCUUGAAGGACACUAAUAAUAGUAUCAAGGUUUCAAGUCCCCGAAAUGCAGAUGACUUGCCCCAUUUCGAAUACUAAUCCCAUCAUAUUUGCUUUGUGCUUUGUUUAAUCAUGUCAAUGGCACAGUAUUGGAACCCUGAGUCUGUUCUCCCCAUUUGGAACAUCAAAAUUCUCUUUUUGUUUGGGGGAAAGACAUGAUGAUUCUGGAAACAUACGAUGAUGCUUCACUGACAGUUCGGUUAAUUGAUUAAAAGGCAAGUCGCGGCCGUGAGAUCAAGUUAUAGUACCCAUUCAUGUAGGAUACUGAAGUUUCUAAGUUUUGGAUGCCAAAUGCUAUGAGAGUGCCUUUCCUAUAAAAUUGAUAGAAGCAAUUAGCAAAAGUGGGCUAGGCCAAACACUGGUUCAAAACCUGGGAAAAGUAAAGUCUUCAAUACGUUGUUAGCUUGGAGCUGGCAGUGCUUUUACUCAAACUCUUUCCAUGGCUUUGACUGGUUGAUGUGAAUGAAAAAAAUUAUUUUUCUUGAACGUGUGAUUUGUCUUUCAGACAGGGAGAAUCCUGUUUCCGAUUUUCUCUCCGAUGAUAUUAUCGGUUCUUGGUCUUCCUUGUGAUAUUUUAUAUUUGAUAGUGGGUUAGUAGGGAACAUUAAACCAUGGAUAUGGUUAAAAUCAAUUGAACUUUUUGCAUUGUUCUAGUGAGAAUCAUUUCUUGAUGAUUUUGUUACUUAUAUCAAUAGAAAAUGGUGGAUAAAUGAAUA
Molecule: messenger RNA, 3045 nt
Organism: Cucumis sativus (cucumber)
Lineage: Eukaryota; Viridiplantae; Streptophyta; Magnoliopsida; Cucurbitales; Cucurbitaceae
Exons: 1
Coding region: 1180-1614 (144 amino acids)
Source: RefSeq, a predicted model, not a curated record